AUGUCGCUCACGUGGCUCCGCCACCACGUGCGCCCGCGCGACCGCCACGUCCCGCGUCCCCAGCGCGUCAGCCACCCGCGCCUCAUUGCAACGGCCGCACGCCCACGUCGCCGGGCGCCCGCGGCCUUAACGCCCGCUGUCACGUACGACAGUUCGUUCGUGGCCGACCGCAGCGUCACGUCGCGCGACGCGCUCUGGCGCAGCGCCGCGCAGCUCGCGCAGCAGUGCGUGCGGCUCCAGUGGCGCGUCGUGGCCACGCGCAAAGACGGCAACUGCCUCUUCCGCGCGCUCAGCGACCAGCUCUACGGCCACGAGCGCCGCCACUUGGAGCUCCGUCGGCGGCUCGUGGACUUUAUCGAUCUGCACCACGCGCGCUUUGCGCCGCUCGUGGCCGACGUCUGCGACGACGACGUCAUCGCGUACUGCGCGCGGCUGCGGCACGCGGGCGCCGCGGGCGGCCACGCAGAGCUCGUGGCGGCGGCACAGCUACUGGGGCUCACGAUUGUCGUGCACGUGGGUCCGGUCAAGCGGUGGCGCGUGGCGGACGCGGCCGAAGCCGCGGCGGCCAAAGAGGGACAGGGGAAGACCGUGAACCUCUUGUUGGUGCACGACCACUACAGCAGUUUGUACAAAGACGAGCAGCAGCCGCAUUCGCACGGAUGUAGUGACUCGUGUUUGUGUCGACGUCUUGUGGCGGCGCCGUCGAGUGACAGUCGCGCGUCACUUGGGACGUACGCGACGGAACGGCUCGAGUCAGCCGAGGGGCGGACGGGCAGUGACCGCUGCUGGUCGGCGGACGCGCCGCUGCGUAGCUCGUUGACCGGCGGGCGACCGGUUGAUGGGACGGUCGAGAAACGCGGACGCGGCGCGAAAGAAGCCAAAGGCGCGUACGGCCGCAAGUCUGUGCCGGACGCGGACACGCGGCGGCGCCAAUGCGACGACGACAGUCCCGUGCACAAGAAGCUGCAGACGGCGGUGGUGGCUGCAGGUGGGGGUGGCGCGCCACAUGAGCUUUUGUUAGCCCCAGAGCUACCACCGGAUGCCUUAGUCGAGCGCGGGACGUCGGCGUUGGCGCCUGUGGCGGACGUUGCGUCCGUGAUGCGAUCGGGAUCAAGUGCUGUUGUUAAUGGGGCGUCCAGUCGACCAAAGGCGCCGGCAGCUCCUGGUGGAGUCAGUAAGCCCGAGGCGAGUGGGAAUGCUGGACGGGGUAGCAGUUGUAGUAGUAGUAGUAGUAGUAGUCAAUCAACGCUGAGGGACGCAGAGAAAACAAAGAGCCCUGGCGUGGUCCUGUUUGAGCCAGCAGCACUAGAGCCGAUGGUCAAGCCACAGGCCGCGCUAGUGGUGCUCUUUGACCCGGAGAGGUCGUCGGAACCGGGACCAGCGCCGAGUCGACUGGCCAAGAAAGCAGCAAUGGCUACUGCUGUGCGAGUCGUGAGGCCAACGUCGGCCAAGAUUGUGCAACUGGACGGAACGGAGCUCGAGACGAGAGUGGGGACCCACAAGAAAGUCGCCGCAGCGACUCAGCGCAGUGUGCAUCGCCCGUGUCGUGCGGUGUUCGAGGGUGGACGACGACGGCGGUCCAGUGCAUGUGCACGUGCAUCGGUCCAGGACGUCACGACUGGCUUGAACAAUGCUGCCCCUGCGGCAAGAACGGUCACGGUCAAGUUACCAAAGACUGCCGUGAAAGCUGAAGCGGCCGCCGUCAAGCCUAUUGCCAAGGCCACGCCGGCAGCAAGUGCGAUUGAACCCGUGGCUGCUGCGAAGCCGAAUGUGCCGGCACCGCGUCCAGUGGAGAUCAAGAGGUCGAGCAAGAAAGUUUUUUGCCAGGGCCGUCUUGUCGCCGCAGGUUGA
Molecule: messenger RNA, 1851 nt
Organism: Hyaloperonospora brassicae
Lineage: Eukaryota; Oomycota; Peronosporomycetes; Peronosporales; Peronosporaceae
Source: the annotation of a GenBank genome assembly